Anastrepha ludens (Mexican fruit fly) is the source of this 3745-nucleotide messenger RNA. RefSeq names its product ATP-binding cassette subfamily G member 4. The record is from RefSeq and is a predicted model, not a curated record. Gene Ontology annotation, molecular function: ABC-type transporter activity; ATP hydrolysis activity; ATP binding. Gene Ontology annotation, cellular component: plasma membrane. NCBI's taxonomy places the organism in Eukaryota, Metazoa, Arthropoda, Insecta, Diptera, Tephritidae. Bases 907 to 3087 code for a protein of 726 amino acids. The transcript has 12 exons.
UUCGAAUGUCUAUAAGAGAACGAGCUAGGUUGUUAUGCAGUCUAGUAAAAGCAAACGGCGAGUUAACAAGUGAUAAAUUUGGUUUGAACGAAGCGAGUAUUGAAUUGUGUUUAAGUAAUAAAUAUUAAAGUAUUCAAAGUUGAACGAAAGAAAGGAAUAAAGUCAUACAAAGCUAAAUAAAUUUCCAAUGCAAAAUUAGAACAAAAAAAAAACACUAGUAAUUGAGUUCAAGGGAAAUCAUGAGACAUGAGUAAACGAGAGAAUCAUAUGUAUGUAGUUAAGUUAAAUGAAAAAAUUAAAGAAAGUAAAGAACAGCAAAAAGCGCAAUAGUUUGUUGAAAUAAAGGAAUAAAAAAGUGCACAAUCGAAAAAAAAAACAGAAGCAGUCAACUGUAACUUCCAACUGACUUUGCCAACUAUAAACUGACGAUUUUUUCUCAACCCGUCAUCAGUGCACUUACCUAUUUGUAGUAAAAGUGAAAGCUUUCUUUGAUGUUAGUAAGAAAUGAUUAAAGAGAUUCCACAAUAGACGUAAAAUUAAAGUAAACACUUCGUUAAAAAUUAAGUGAAAUUUGCAAGUGGUCGCAAGUGUAUUUUUCUACAUGCAACAUAAUUUUGUUAUUUUUCAUUCAUGAAUUGUGUACUUUGUCGCUGUUUAUCAAUAUUUACGUAUCUUCAAAACGCUUUUGAACAAAAACUACGUGCUCAAAUCAUAAAACAAAAAUUUGGGAAACAUUUGGAAAACAACACGCAUAAAAACAAAAACUCAAAAAAGUAACAACGCAUCGACUAGAGCCGCAAUAAUUAUUGUAUAAAUAGCCAAGUGUAUAUUGUAUAAUUAACCAGCGCCAACUCAAGGAAAAGCAAAGAAAUAGGAGUAAAGGAAGAACAAUAGAAAAGCGUAAAAAUGACUGUCAUACAGGAUAUCAAACCCACAGAAGCUUGCGGGGCGGCCAUAAAUUGCUGCUCUAGUGUUGCCAGCUCCGAAACAUCAAUCGAUAAGUCCACCGACUGUGUGAAGCCUAGUUCCACGAGCAACGUUCUGUACAAACCAAAUAACUAUGAUAAUUGGGAGGCAAAUUUCGAUCUCGAUCUCUGCAAACAGAUUGACAUCGAAUUCGAGAAUGUCAAAUAUACAGUGCGAAAAUUUAACUUUCAUGAAAGAAAAUUUGUUACAAAGGAAAUUCUACAUGGCAUUAAUGGUUCCUUUCGUGCUGGAGAACUAACCGCCAUAAUGGGCCCUUCAGGUUCCGGGAAGAGUACACUACUCAACGUAAUGACAGGCUUUAGAGCGACGGGUGUCUCCGGAAGCAUACGAGUCAAUGGUGAAGCUAUUUCAACAAAUUCAUCCAGUUUUCGCGAGCUUUCCUGUUACAUACAUCAAGAUGAUCUGCUGCGGCCACAGACGACUGUUGGUGAAACGAUGAUGCUGGCCGCACAUUUAAAGCUAGGCUUCGGUGUCUCCAAGGAAUACAAGCAGAAUUUGAUCAAACACAUUUUGGCCUUGCUGGGUCUGGAGCAUCGAUACAAUGUAUUCGCGGCGAAGUUGUCUGGCGGCCAGAAGAAACGUCUGGCCAUAGCGCUUGAGUUGAUAAGUAACCCACCGGUUCUGUUUUUGGACGAGCCAACAACAGGUUUGGACAGCUCGUCGUGUAGUCAAUGUGUGUCGCUGCUCAAAAAGUUGACCUCUUUGGGGCACACCGUCGUAUGUACCAUUCAUCAGCCAAGCGCAUUGAUAUUCGAAAUGUUUGACAAACUUUAUACUGUAGUAGACGGCAAUUGCAUCUACCAAGGCCCAGUUCGGGAGCUGAUACCAUUCUUGGAAGGACAGGAUUUGGUGUGUCCGAGUUAUCACAAUCCCGCGGACUUUCUGCUGGAAAUUGCAGUAGGCGAGCACGAUCGUGAUUUGGUUAAAUUAAUAAACGCGGCAAAUAAGAAGUAUCACGAAGAUGCAGACAGUCAACAAAUAAAUGUGCAGCGCCUGCUAUCCCAAAUCAAAGAUAACGAAGCUUGCAGCAAAAUCGUCAGCAGUUUGAAGCGUUUCCCCACCGCCAUGUCGAAACUCACAGCCUUCGACUACGUAAAACCCGCCGCAGAUGACGUCGCUUUGGAGGAAAUAAAAACGCUCAAUGCCAGUGCCGCCACAAACGCGAGGAUUGACGAUAGUGAUGACGACGCUGGCCUAGCAGCGCAUGCGCAAAAUAAUAGCCGUAGAUACGCGGCCUAUAAGGCCUUGCGCACACAGCAGGCCUCGUUCAUAAUGCAAUAUUUUCUGCUUCUCAACCGAAUUUUCGUGUGCGCGCGACGAAAUUAUUUUCUGCUCUUGGCUCGUCUGAUGUCACACAUUGUAAUCGGUUUGCUAUUUGGCUACUUGUAUAUGAAUGUCGGCGAUAAAGCGACCACUGUGCUCGGCAACUACGUCUAUUUGUACGGCACGAUUUUGUUGCUGGUCUACACGGGAAAAAUGGCGGUGGUGUUAACAUUUCCUCUGGAAAUCGGGAUGUUGACGCGCGAACAUUUUAAUCGGUGGUACGGCCUAACACCCUACUUUCUUUCGAUGCUUUCUUUCGAGAUACCAUUCCAGAGUAUUUGUGCGGUACUUUACAUGGCCAUAAGUGUUUACCUCACCGGGAACAACUCAGACGAGGGCUUUCGCAUAUACUACUUCAUUGUGCUGGCGGUUUUAGCUACGUUAAGCGCCCAAGCCUGGGGCUUCUUCGUGGGAGCAACACUACCAACCAAGUUGGCCGUAUUUUUGGGUCCCAUUCUGGCAGUUCUCUUCUCGGUAUUUGGCUUCUGCACUCGCUACAUCGACAUUACGCCGAUCUUUCGUUGGAUGUGGCACAUCAGCUAUUUCCGAGCCGGUUUUCAUGGAGCGCUCAAUGCCAUUUACGGCCUAGAACGGCCGUUCCUGGCAUGCCCCGAAACUGCAAUGUACUGUCAUUUCCGUAGUCCGAAAGUAUUCCUCAACUACAUGAUGAUUUCGGACGUAAAUAUGGCGGACUGCGUUACACUGAUGGUUGUCGUGAUUGUUGUUAUGCAUGUGCUGACACUUAUUACGCUGUGGCACAAGCUGAAUAAGCGCUAAUUAACGAUAUACAAACAAAAGUACACAAAUACAUACAAAGCUUAAGUAUACGAACCAAAUAUAAAUGAAGUAACAUUUUGUAAAUAUAUGCGGUAAGAGGGAUUACGGUUUUUCUUUAGUUGAACUAAUGAUCUUCAAAUGAUUUUAAUCGCAAUCGUUUGUCAUCGCUUCAUCGUACGAAAAUAUGAAACACCGAAAGAAAUAGAAAUUUUAUACACUUGCAUGUUUGUACGUAAAAGCGGUAGCUUAGUUGUUUGCGAAUAAACGGUUAUUUAUAAAUUAGUGAUACUUACGAUACAAUAUUAAGAAUAGAAAAUAGUAUUAAACACAUAAAAAUGUACCAAAUUUGUUGUUAGAAAAAAUGUAGCUUAUGUUUUUUUAUUGCUAUCAGAAUAUCUCACAAAAUGUAGUUUAGUUUAGUACUUUGCACUUGCCAACUUUACUCAAAGAAAACUUUACCAAAAAUCUCGAAUAAGAAUUGUUGUAUUUUAAUUGGGAAGGUGAAACAUUGAUUUUAUAUUAUACAAAAUGUGUGACAAAAGAAAAUAAUUUAAACAUUAAAAUUUAAGUUGUGACCAUCAUACGAAUUCUCAAAUGUAAUUUGACACUCCUACUGUACAAAUAAAAUCAGAAAAUGUGAUCAAUAUUUAAAAAUGUA